CCGGGAAAACGGCUUCUACAUUCUUCUUGCUUCAUGGUGCAGAGGAGAGCUCAGACACACACCGGCCGGGAACACAAAGCCGUUUAUCACACUAAGGUGAAACCCUGACUGUAAAAAGAACAUGAAUGGUAUGGGAGAUCACUGGAAUAUGACCACUGAUAUCAGGGAAGAGGAUCCCGAGAUCGCACAGAUAAUAGUGAAUGAGAAGGACCGACAGAGAAGGGGACUGGAACUGAUUGCCUCGGAGAAUUUCACCAGCAAGGCUGUUCACCAAGCUUUAGGAUCAUGCUUGACAAACAAGUACUCUGAGGGUCAGCCAGGUCAAAGGUACUAUGGUGGUAAUGAAUUUAUUGACCAGAUAGAGCUGUUGUGCCAGAAGAGGGCCCUGGAAACUUAUGGAUUAGACCCUGCCAAAUGGGGUGUGAAUGUGCAGCCACUGUCGGGAUCACCUGCCAACUUUGCAGUAUACACUGCCCUGGUUGGGCCUCAUGGUCGCAUCAUGGGGCUUUAUCUACCUGAUGGAGGUCACCUCAGCCAUGGCUUCAUGACACCAUCCAAAAAGAUAUCUGCUACAUCUGUUUACUUUGAGUCCUUCCCUUACAAAGUUAAUCCUGUUACCGGACUCAUUGAUUAUGACCGCCUCCAUGAAAACGCUAAAAUGUUUCUUCCAACGAUGAUUGUAGCAGGUGUGAGUUGCUAUUCAAGAAACCUUGACUACAAACGGUUUCGUGAGAUUGCCAAUGAGAACGAUGCCUACUUGCUUGCAGACAUGGCCCAUGUCAGUGGUUUAGUUGCUGCAGGCCUUGUUACAAAUCCAUUUGAAUAUUGUGACAUUGUAACAACCACAACCCACAAGACACUACGUGGCCCAAGAUCAGGAAUUAUCUUCUACAGGAAAGGUGUGAGGAAAGUGCUGAAAAAUGGAAAGGAAGUAAUGUAUGACAUGGAAAAGAAGAUCAAUGAGGCAGUUUUUCCAGGACUUCAGGGUGGUCCUCACAAUCACCAGAUUGCUGGUGUUGCUGUAGCCCUGAAGCAGGCAAACACGCCCGAAUUCAAAGCCUACCAACAGCAAGUCAUCAGUAAUGCAAAGACCAUGUGUGCAGCUAUGCAAAAAAAGGGAUACACAAUUGUGACUGGUGGAACGGAAAAUCAUCUGAUUUUGGUGGACCUUCGUCCAAACAAAAUUGAUGGGGCUCGUGCAGAGAAAAUCCUGGAGGAAGUAAGCAUAGCUAUCAACAAGAAUACCUGCCCUGGGGACAAGAGUGCCCUGAAACCAAGCGGCCUGCGGAUAGGAACACCAGCACUCACAUCCAGGAACUUCAAAGAUGCCGACUUUGAAACAGUUGUAGAAUUUAUUGAUAGAGGAAUCCAACUGGCUAUUGAAACCCAGUCCAACUGUGGACCCACUAUCAAGGAGUUCAAUGCUAAAGUUCAUGAGGAUGAAACUGUAAAGGCAAAAAUAGAAGCACUCAAGAAAGAAGUGGAAUCUUUUGCACUGACCUUCCCUCUUCCUGGUAAUGAGGAUUGGUAGAGAGACUGUGAAAAUCAAGGUUGUCACGGAGCCUGUUUUGAAUUAAAAACAAUCCUAAGCUACGAAGACUUUCAACAGUGCCUGAUACUGUGUAUUACAAAUAUUUUGAACAAACAUCAAAUGUUUGUGUCCAUUCAUCGAGUUGGGGCAGUUUGUAUUCACACUUUUAUGCCACAAGGGAUGUAUAACUAAAUAUAUGUCUGUAUUUUGACAGAGCUUGUCUGGUAGACUCUAAAUUCCAAACUUUAAUGCAGUUUUCUAAAACUUGGUAGAACUGACCACAAGCUUUAGGUUUUGUUGAAAAGUUAAUUAGUGUAAUUGUAAAUACUUUUUUCAAGAUAUUUUUCAGAGAGGUAACACAUACAUAAUAAUGUUGAGCAUUUAAAUUAGCAUUUAGUUUACUGCUCUGGGUUAUUUUUCUGGUAAUGGAUUAUGCAGAUAUGAUGUGAACAAGAACUUUUUUCUAAACGGGUCUACUCUUAUCAAAUAUUUUGUUUGGUGUUUUGUAUUUUUUAAACAAAUGAAUUUAGGAUUUGAGAUUAAAUGAUUCAAAUAUUUUUAUUUAUUUUUCAGAGCAUAGAAUCUCGGAAUUAAUUUAUUUUUGUUGAUAAGCUUUUAUGAAAUUAUCAAAUGGUGAUUAUUCUAAUACAAAAUAGAAGUUUUGUGAAGGAUCAAUAUUGUAAAUAUUCCAAAAAUACAUUUAAGAAGAAAGUCAUAAAUCACACAUGUAUCAAACGGUAGUAACACUGGUUUCCCCUGAGCAAACACCAUGUACAUCGUUAGAAACUGUCUUUGUGUUGUCCACAUUCAAGAUACUUGUACCUUUAUACCUGUAUGUGUACAUCAAAAGUGAGAUAAUUAAGCAUCGUCUACCAAAACCAUCUAAAAAUAUUUCUGCACGAAUGGUUUUGACCUUAGAUGGCGUGAUUUUCACCUAGCAUGGAAAACCACAUUUACUACAUGGGGGAUUAGUGAUGCUGUUAAAUGUUUAUACACAAUGUGUAUGUAUUUUAUUUCUUAUAUAUUAUUUUGAUAUAUUAAAGUUGAUUUCUGUUCACAAUAAUUUGGGAAGAAAACCACCUUUUUUGGUAAUUUUAUCAAUGCUGUAUGUGAUAAUUUUGGGGACGUAUUUGCUUAUAUUUACAUUUGCAAGGCAUUAUCACUAGAUAACCUACUUGAAAGCUGUGUCUUUGAUGAGACUUCAACUCAUUCACCCGUGAAGACACAUUUGAACUCAUCCAAUUCAGAGGUUGGAAUAGUUCAUUAUGAAACUCCAGGGGGGAAUGAGUUAAAUGACAUCCACCACGAGACACAUUUCUCAUUUUCUCAUGUUAUUGACCAUAUUUGUGCAGACUGUCGAUAAGGCGGGAAUUUUAAAUUUUAAAUAUACCUUGUAAGUUAAGAAACCUUCAUGAAAGCCGGAGAAAACGUAAAUAUAAGCAAGUAAUGCCAGUAUAAUUUUGUCCACAAUGCAUAAUCUCUAUUAAAGCAAUCGUGGAUUAAAUGAGACGCAUAAUAUGUUGUGAAUACUUUCUCGUUACACACAUUAAAUUUUUUAUAAGAAA
Messenger RNA from Mizuhopecten yessoensis (Yesso scallop), 3096 nucleotides. Its product is annotated as serine hydroxymethyltransferase, cytosolic-like. Gene Ontology annotation, molecular function: protein homodimerization activity; mRNA 5'-UTR binding; mRNA regulatory element binding translation repressor activity. NCBI's taxonomy places the organism in Eukaryota, Metazoa, Mollusca, Bivalvia, Pectinida, Pectinidae. Bases 122 to 1531 code for a protein of 469 amino acids. The transcript has 8 exons. The record is from RefSeq and is a predicted model, not a curated record. Gene Ontology annotation, cellular component: cytoplasm; cytosol; nucleus. Gene Ontology annotation, biological process: tetrahydrofolate interconversion; L-serine catabolic process; protein homotetramerization.